AUGGCAACCACCAUCUCCACCAACCCAGGCAACUUCGCCAACCGCCCCACCGAAGAAGUGCGCGAGAUAGCCCACAAAGGCGGUCUCGCUGCUCACGGCGUCGUCGAAGAAGAGCCAGUCGUCAGCGGCAAUCCAGGCAACUUCGCCAAUCGCCCAACAGAAGAGGUGCAGGAGAUUGCGAGGAAGGGCGGGCUUGCUGCAGCGGAGGAGACUCCUGUUGUGGUGGAUAUUCCGGAGGUGAGGAAGACGAGGAGCAGUGUGACGACGAGGUUGGAUGAGCAGAUGGCUGAGGGGUUUAUGAUUGGUUUAGACUAG
Molecule: messenger RNA, 315 nt
Organism: Mollisia scopiformis
Lineage: Eukaryota; Fungi; Ascomycota; Leotiomycetes; Helotiales; Mollisiaceae
Exons: 2
Coding region: 1-315 (104 amino acids)
Source: RefSeq, a predicted model, not a curated record